AUGCUACGUUUGGAAGCUUGUCUUACUGGUGAAGCAGCAGAGACUAUAAAAGGAUUGGGAUAUUCAACAGAGGUGUAUGAAGCAGCAAAAGCACACCUGGUCCGCAAAUACGGUGGCAGUCGGAGACAAGUACAAUCGCAUUUGGAUGAGUUAAAGAAAUUAAAACCCCUCGAAGAGAACAAUCCAAAAGAAUUGGAAAAAUUUGCAGAUAUUUUGGAACGAGCUGUAAUUACUCUGAAAGAAAAUGGUCGCGAGUCAGAUUUGGAGAGUGGAAUAUUGCAUACAAUAAUAUUGUGGAAAAUUCCGGAGCGUUUACUUCCACAGUAUUACCGUUGGGUAAAAGAAAACCACUACAAAGAUUCCUUGGAAAAAUUGAAAGAUUGGGUAGCUGAAGAAGCGGAAUAUCAAAUGCAAGCAUCUGAAAUUAAAAAUGGAAUCAAUUCGGAUGGUGAAAGAAGAAAGGAGAGAAGAUAUAGGACAUUCUUCAAUAAAGAAAGCGGUAAGAAAGAGUGCGAUCCAUGUUCUGCUUGUGCAGGAAGUCAUCCAAUUUGGAAAUGUGACUCUUUCUGAAGUCAAGCUAUUGAUGAGAAAUGGAAAAUUGCGAGAAGAGUUGGGCUGUGUUACAGAUGCCUCGGGAAAGAUCAUUUGGGGAGUUCGUGUACAAGAAGUCGACAGUGUAAUAUUAAUGGUUGCAAGGAAACCCACCAUCGUUUACUCCAUGGGCAAAGAAGAGUCAAUACCAAAGGUCCUAAUCAAGAUAGCAAUGUUCCGGAAAAACCUCCCAUGAAACAAAUGGAUCCAGAAAAGAAAAAUCUUCAAGAACAGGCUCUUGGCACGGAGGGGAAUGGCAAUACACAAGCCACUACAAUGAAAACCAGCACAGAUCAUGCUACCAGGAAAAUAGCACUGCGCACGAUCCCAGUUAUUUUUAAAAAUGGAAUGCGUAAAGUUCAUGUAAACUGUCUGUUGGAUGAAGGAAGUAACACUACUUACAUCAACGAGGAUGUUAUAGAAGAACUAGGUUUAACCGGAGUGAAAGAAAAAAUCGAAGUCAAGGUAGCAAAUGACCAGACAAUUAGUUUUAUGUCGAACACGUUUACGAUUGGGCUCGAAAGCAUGGACGGAAGAGUAGAUACAGAAAUUGUGGCAAAAACCUUGGGAAAGAUCUGUGGGGGAAUGAAAGCUGUUAACUGGUUAACCAUAAAACAAAAUUGGAAUCACUUAAAAAAGAUCCCAUUCCCAAA
Messenger RNA from Paramuricea clavata, 1244 nucleotides. The record is from the annotation of a GenBank genome assembly. NCBI's taxonomy places the organism in Eukaryota, Metazoa, Cnidaria, Anthozoa, Malacalcyonacea, Plexauridae.